This is a messenger RNA of Ooceraea biroi (clonal raider ant), 2456 nucleotides long. RefSeq lists its product as uncharacterized. Gene Ontology annotation, biological process: detection of chemical stimulus involved in sensory perception of smell; sensory perception of smell. Gene Ontology annotation, cellular component: plasma membrane. Lineage: Eukaryota; Metazoa; Arthropoda; Insecta; Hymenoptera; Formicidae. The record is from RefSeq and is a predicted model, not a curated record. Gene Ontology annotation, molecular function: odorant binding; olfactory receptor activity.
ACUGUCACUCAUUGUUUAUUAAAAAGUUAUUUAAAAAAACGUUUAAUGAGUUUGCAUGAAAAGUUCAUAUUCGGUAUCAAGAGACACGGUAGUGUCUCGCGUCAAUUACACGAGCGCAGCGACGACAUUUAUGCGGCGAGACGCACCGUGGAUUGUACAAGGUGUCUCGCCUACAGUGUCCAAUCACUUUCCUGCAGGUAAAUCUCGUUAAACUGAAUUAAAAAGUCCUACAUCAUUUUACAAUUAACCACGUAAAUUUUUGAGAUAUUAAUAAAAGAAGAUUAGCAAAUCAGUAUGUGCGAUGAGGUGAGAUAUCCAAAGACCGUUCACGCACCAAAAUAGAGUAUCUCCAAAUAAAAUAAGGGAUAAAAACUUUACUUAUUUGAUCAAUACUUUUGUGGUUGUUUCGCAUUUUUCCUCAAAUUUUGCGAUUCGACCAAGCAGCGCGUGAACUUGGCGUCUGUUCCUUUUUCAAGGAAAAAGUAAGUUUUGAACGGAUAUACUGCUACGGGAAUUCAAACAAGACAAUUCUGUUGCAGACAUAUCUCGAACCAUUUGUAAUGUACACGGUAAGGAUGUAAUAACUGAUAAUAUUAUCAAACCUAUUAAAACAUCAGAACACACACAUACACACCUAUAUACAACUCAAUAAAUACGUGUUUCCCAAAAAAACGAAAUUUGAGGAUGCAAUUCAACAUUCGUUACAAACAUAAUAACUUGCAGAUAUAAUGAUGUAUUAUAUGUUAUAUAAUUACCAUCAACUCAAAACUGACGUGUACGUACGAUCACCCACGCUCCUUUUAAGAAGCGUGUAUACUUCACGACUGCCUGGACUAAACUGACUGUAAAGACUGUUUGGAAAAAUCAAUUGCGCUUGCGCGAACUUCGGUCAAGAUAUCAUGUCAUGACUAUAUUUCUGUGAGAAAUAAAUAUUUGUUCUACUGUCGGUACGGCGUCGAAUCGAUUGGUUAAUCGCCCACUUAUCUCUCCCUCUCGCAAGUUGUGCGAAAAUUAUUUCUGUAGCAUUUUUAUUUCUGCAUCAUUUCGGUAGUGUUAUAUGGCAUGUUCUAUAGCCCUUCUAUACUAUUGUAGCAUUUUUUUACUACGUCGUAGUUAAUAUUUCAUGUUACCAUAGGUCAGUACGUUUAUGACAAAUUUUAAAAAUUGUAUAAUUUUAUAAACUAAGAUACAUUGUUUGAAUUAGAUAAUUCACUCCGUAUAUAAUUUAGCUCAUGCUAAAAGAGAAAUAUUCUAAACUAUUCGAGGUAUAUUUCAGAAGGUGGAACAUAUGAACUCCGAUCGACAUAUCAACUGCAGCCGAAUGCUCGAAGAAGAAUGAUACGUAUAGUUGAACAUCUUAGAAUCCAACGAAUUUUACUACUUGCUAUUGGGUUAUGGCCUUACAACCAAUCAAAAUUGGUUAAAUUUCAGUUUUUAUUAUUUGCUAUUGUGUCAAAUACCUUUAUUAUAUUUCAGCUGACAUCGUUUAUUACUUCCGAAUGUACUGUUGCUUUUAUUGUAAAACAUCUGUCUAUAGUUUUCUUUUGUCUCGCAUGCAUAACUCACCACAUUGUUUUUCGGAUUAACAUGUACAAUGUGGAGUAUUUAGUGGAACGUCUCCAGUAUGUCUGUAACGAAUUAAAAGACGAAAACGAAAUCGCUAUAAUAAAGAAAUAUGCAAAUAGUGCGGAACACAUCGCGAUUUACGUUACAUCGUGUAUGGUGUUCUGCUUAUUGACUAUUACUCUUAUGCCACUUUUCCCGCGGAUUCUUAGCACCUUUCUACUCGUAAAUAUAUCGCGACCACUUUACAAUAUGCAAUUCAUAACUGAAUAUUUUGUUGAUAAAGAAAAGAAUUUUUAUUUAAUUUUGCUACACACGCACACAUCCUUUUACAUAGGAGUGAUUGCACUCGUGGGAGGAGGUUUGUUAGGAUGUGCAUUUCUUAAACACAUUUGCGGACUAUUUAGCAUUGCUAGUUAUCGUAUACAACAAUCAAUGAGAGUAAAACUUCAUGAAAAACCUGAUCUGAGGAACGAGAUGGAAAUCGAGAAGAAAAUAAUUUGUGCAGUGGAUAUUCAUCGCACAGCAAUUGAAUAUAAUGUGCGGUGGUAUACAGCUCCCAUACACAUACAGAAAUUAAUAUUGUUCCUGUUGCAAAGAAGGUGUAAACCUUACGGGCUCAAACUAGGUGGAAUUUUUACAGCAUCUUUAGAAAGCUUUGCUUCGUUAUUAACUGCAUCGGUAUCUUAUUUUACUGUUAUAUAUUCUACACAGAAGUGAUACCACUAUCAAUCACAUAAUAGUAAAUAGAAUGGAAAACAAAAAAUAAUCGAAAUAAUAUUUGAGGAAACAAAAUGUUAUGCAACAAGGUUAUUGAAGACAGUGUGUGCGUGUAUAAGCGUGCGUGUAAACUUGUAUAUUAUGGUUCUAUAUUUAUAAAAGUAUUUUUUAAA